AUGGCAAGCAAAGAAUCUAAGAAGGAAGCAAACAGGACCUAUUUGCAAGGAAUUCAUCACCAUGGCGCUGGGAGGGUCUGGGGGCGGAGGGGAGCGCUAAGGUCUUUUGUUAUCCUUGUCACCUCGUCCAACCCAGGCCUGAGGACAGCCCCGCGGCGGGAGGCGGAGGACAGUGGCCAGCAGCCGGAGGACAGUGGCCAGCAGCCGCUGCUUCUCUGCGGCCCAGAAAGCCUGUGUUUUUGCGCUCAGGUUGCUUUUCUCUGGCUGGAGCUUUACCUAGAGGCUUGCGGGGAGCCGGGGCGCCGCGCCUUUGUUCUGCCGGGGAGCUCCGGCCGCCUGCACUUUCUGCCUCGGACCCGCGGGGCAGUCACGCGGCCCCGGGCAGAUCGAGGCCUUUGGCCGGGCCGCCUGGUCCUGCGCUGCGCUGGGGAGCAGUGGAGAGGAAAGCGGGCCCGUCUGGGGCGGACUUUGGCUUCGGGAGCCCGGGGCCCGCGGAGGGCCUCCCGGAGCGAGAUCUGCACCUUCCCCCGGUACCCGCUGCGGUCAGCGCCCCUGCGGCAGGAGCAGAGGAGCCGGGGUCCCCGGGCCCGAACCCGCGGAGUCUCACCGCCCCUCGCACCCCCACCUCGCCCUCGGGCCGUGGCCACCUACACCUCCGCAAUCGAUUUUUGCUGCGUGUCAAUACUUACUUCUGGGUGAUCGUGAAAGAAGAAGACCCUGCCCCCAUAGCUGUUGUGAAGCAGACUGAACAAAAAUCUGUCCUGCAAUCCACAUCCUAAUCCACGCAGAACCUGCCGGCCAUCGCUGGGUUCCCCGCCGGCAGUCCAGGUUCAGUGGCAGUUGUGGAAGAGAGAAGACCCUAGAAGCUGAAGUUGCUCAGCAGAAGAGUUGCCCAAAGAACCACCUGAGGCACUGGAAGUUUCAAGCAGCACUUCCAAGACAGCAUGGAAAGGGGUUUGUUGGCUGGCGGAGAUGCAGCAGGACUGCAUGGAUUUCCCUCUGCACCAGGAGGGCUGGAAGAGUACAAACUGUCGGGCAGACCCACUUUUUCCUCUUCUAGCAAACAAGUUUAA
Messenger RNA from Cavia porcellus (domestic guinea pig), 1073 nucleotides. RefSeq lists its product as uncharacterized. NCBI's taxonomy places the organism in Eukaryota, Metazoa, Chordata, Mammalia, Rodentia, Caviidae. The record is from RefSeq and is a predicted model, not a curated record. Bases 1 to 699 code for a protein of 232 amino acids. The transcript is spliced from 5 exons.